This is a messenger RNA of Hippocampus comes (tiger tail seahorse), 2530 nucleotides long. RefSeq names its product sialoadhesin-like. Bases 1 to 2313 code for a protein of 770 amino acids. The transcript is spliced from 14 exons. NCBI's taxonomy places the organism in Eukaryota, Metazoa, Chordata, Actinopteri, Syngnathiformes, Syngnathidae. The record is from RefSeq and is a predicted model, not a curated record.
AUGACCUUGACCUGCACCGCCAAGGGCAACCCCGGCCCCACGUUUGAGUGGCUUCGAGAUGCGCACUUGGAAACGGGCCCGUUCAUUCUGAAAUACGCAAACGUCUUUUCAGACCCUCCGACUGUCGAGGUCCGUUCUUCCUGGACCAAGUUCAACCAGGGCGAGGCCAUGACACUGUUGUGUCAGGUGAAGAGAGGCAACCCCUGGCCCGAUAGCUUCAUGUGGCACAAAGACGACAAACUCGUGGCGUCGCGGCGAAAUUUGAUGGUGUCGUCGGUGCAGCCCGAGGACAUCGGACGGUACACGUGCACCGCCUUCAACGCGGGCUUCAAAGACAUGAAAGCGACUUCGGCCGAGCUUCUCGUUGACGUGGAAUACCGGCCGCGGGAAACCAGCCUUUCCAUCAUGGGGUCAACCAGCCCCAUGGUCAAAGCGGGCGCAUCGGCCCUGUUGCGGUGCGCCGCCGACGCCAACCCCAAGCCCGACGAGUAUGACUGGUCGCUGCUCAGCCAAGACGGGAGGACGUGGGAUAAGUUGUCCAAUGGCAACGAGGAACACUUGCUGGUGCGCGAGGUGCGGCUGAGCGACCGCCGGUGCUACGCGUGCCGCGCCAUCAACCAAGUUGGUUUCGGCGAAAACAGUCCACCGCUGUGCAUCCAAGUCAUGUACCGUCCGACAAACCUGCUGUUGUCCGUGCCUGACACGGUCACCGAAGGCGACCUGGUUUCCGUGCGCUGCUCUGUGGAAAGCUUGCCGCUCUCCAACAUGACUUUGACCAAGACGUCCGUCGACCGGUCAUCCGUGCGGUCUGUCACGAAUCAACUUGACAUGAGGGUGCAAUACAAUCUCCUGACCUUUGGCUUUGUGGCCACCUGGGAUGACGCAGGGGUUUACACCUGCACGGCUGCCAACAGCGAAGGAAGCGCAAGCGCGCAGAAGACUUUGGAAGUCACGUAUGCUUCCAGAAACGUGUUGGUGAAAGCGGAUCCGUCCCUGGUGGUCGCCAAAAGCACGUCGUUGACGCUGCGCUGCGUCGCCGACUGGAACCCGCCCAUCCGUUCGGUGACAUGGUGGAAGGCGGGACAAAUUGUAAACCAGGGACCAACCUUGACCUUGUCGUCCGUGGCGCUUGCCGACGCCGGCGUCUACGCUUGCACGGCCGGCAACGAGUUGGGCUCGGCGAGGUCAGCCCCCGUCGAGGUCACGGUCCACGACGGUCCAUCCGAACCGGUGCUAUGCAUGACGACCAAGGUGACCGAAGGCGAGCGGGUCAACAUGCUCUGCUCGGUGGAAAGCGACCCGCUCUCCACCCUCACCCUGACCAGGCAGUCGGCCGCUUGGUCGCCCGCGUGGCCCGGCGCCAGUUCCCAUGGCAACGCCGUCCAAAACAACACGCUGUCCCACACCUUCAAAGCCACCUGGGCGGACGGCGGCGUUUACACGUGCGAGGCCGACAAUGGCUUGGGAAGACGGAGGACGCAUAAGACUUUGAAAGUCACGUAUGCUCCCAAAAACGUGACAGUGAGAGCUCAGCCUUCUCUGGUGGUGACGGAAAACGCGACGGUGACGCUGCAGUGCGACGCCGACUCGGACCCGCCCGUCGAGUCGGUGACAUGGUGGAAAGUGAACGGCACAAGGUCCCGCAAUUUAACCCGCAGUCAUAACUUGACCAUCACGUCCGUCACGCCCGCCGACACCGGCCUCUACGCCUGUACGGCCACCAACGAGGUGGGCUCGGCGAGGUCGCCCUCGGUGGAGGUCGGCAUCAAUGUACUCAAAGUCAUGCAGAUAACCAGGCCAUCAUUCCACGCAGAUUGGUUCCUGAAGUUCAUCAUCCCUCCUCUUUGUGUGCUCUUCGUCGCGGUGCUUAUUUUCUUCAUCUGCAGGUUGAAAAUGAAGAGAAGUUCCCAUCAGCUAAGACAUGAAGAUGCGCAGAUCUCAGGGAAAGAUUUUGGUGAGGUCCAGACCAGCGAGUUGACCGCAGAUAACAAAGCUAACAAAUUCAGUUACAGCAUGAGCAACAUUCUCUUUGCUGGAAAGGAUCCGUCAACGACCGACAUGGCUGAAGAACUGCCCAAGGGCAGCUUUUUACAAGAUACUUCUCCACAAGCUGAACACGGGCAAAGAAAAUUUGGCAUGUACGCAUUUCCAAAAGAGAAGCAGUCCAAAGAGACAAGAAGCAAGGGCAUCAGCGAAGAAGUCCCCGCAGUGUACCUGAGCAAUGCUCAGGUACACUUCCAGGCCAAGCGGCCAUGCGAGUGGGCUGAAGACAAUAGCGAUGAAGAGAACCAUCAAUUCAGCUUCUCAGUCUGAUUGCUCACAUUAUUUGGUGCUACUGCACUCGCCUAUCCAAUGUGGCUUUGCAAACAUGAAAUGUUCAACUUUACGAUUUUUUUGUUUUUGUUUUUUGCUCCAAUCAGAUGUUGUAAAGGCUACUAGGACUUCUGGUCAAAAAAAAAAAAUGAAAGAAAAUGUUCUGUAUUUUUGUCCGCUGUUGAAAAUUAAAAAUAGCUCACCAAGAAUGAGGCAU